Girardinichthys multiradiatus is the source of this 8176-nucleotide messenger RNA. RefSeq names its product fibronectin 1b (gene fn1b). Lineage: Eukaryota; Metazoa; Chordata; Actinopteri; Cyprinodontiformes; Goodeidae. Gene Ontology annotation, molecular function: proteoglycan binding; integrin binding. Bases 175 to 7527 code for a protein of 2450 amino acids. Gene Ontology annotation, cellular component: extracellular region. The transcript is spliced from 46 exons. The record is from RefSeq and is a predicted model, not a curated record. Gene Ontology annotation, biological process: heart development; cell-substrate junction assembly; nervous system development.
GCUGCGGGGUGGUGGUCCGAACCGCUUAGAGAAGCAGCCACUGAAAGUUGAAACCAGAUCUCUCCAAGCUUUAGCUCUACAACCAACGUUACCUUUCCUGUUUUUUUAUGCUUGUUUGUAUUUAAAAGUUCUUUAAAUUUUAAAUCAGCAUUAAAAUCCGUUUUCAUCCCCAAAAUGACUGGUGGCCCACUGACGGGGUUGCUGGUUGCGUUGUGCAUAAGUAGCGCAGUCCACUGCGCGCCGAAGAAGAACAAAAGACAAACGGGUCAGUAUCAGGUGUAUCCAGAACUGCAUGACGCAGCUGCUCUUACUCCAGCCAGCUGUGAGGAGAAUGGCAAAUCUUACAGACUGAACCAACAGUGGGAGAAACCCUACCUUGGAAGUACAUUAGUUUGCACCUGCAAUGGAGCAGCAGGCAUCAACUGUAAAACAAAGCAUGAAGCGGUCCAGACCUGUUAUGAUAAGGACAAUGCCCGCACAUACCAGGUUGGAGAAAGCUACGAGAGACCAAAAGACGGGUUUAUGUGGGACUGCACCUGUGUUGGCUCUGGCAAAAUCAGCUGUACCAUAGCAUAUCGAUGCCAUGAUAGUGGGAGGUCUUAUAAAAUUGGGGAAACUUGGCAGAAGCCUCAUGAGAGCGGUGAAUACAUGCUAGAGUGUGUUUGCCUUGGCAACAACAAGGGAGAAUGGACAUGCAAACCUGUGGCUGAAAAAUGCUUUGAUAGCUAUGCUGCAUCAUCGUUUCUGGUUGGAGAGACAUGGGAGAGACCAUACCAAGGCUGGAUGAUGCUGGACUGCACUUGCCUGGGAGAAGGAAAUGGACGUAUCAGUUGUACCUCAAGGAACCGUUGUAACGACCUUCAGACUAGGAGGUCCUACCGAAUUGGAGACACCUGGACGAAGACUGACACCAGGGGAAACGCUAUGCAGUGCGUGUGCUUGGGAAACGGGAGGGGGGAAUCGAAUUGUCAAGGACACAGGACAGACCGAGGCACAGGUGGAGUUGUAACCCAGACUCUGCUGCAUCAUCAUGUGCCCACCUCCCAGGGAACCUGCCGCACAGACUCCGGUGGCUCAUACGUUGAUGGACAUCGCUGGAUCACGAGCCAGGGCAGCAAACAGAUGUUGUGUACAUGUCUGGGAAAUGGAGCCAGCUGUCAGGAGUGGGAGGUCAGGAACCAGGCGUAUGGUGGUAACUCUAAUGGCCAGCCGUGUGUUUUCCCGUUUGUCUUCAUGGGAAAGACAUACUACUCUUGCACUUCAGAUGGCCGCACUGAUGGGCAGCUCUGGUGCUCCACAACAUCAGACUAUGAAAGAGACCAGCAGUAUUCCUUCUGUACUGAACAAUUUGCCAUCGUAGUGACACAGGGUGGGAACUCCAAUGGUGCCCUCUGCCACUUCCCGUAUCUCUACAGUGGUCGCAACUACACAGACUGCACCACAGAUGGCCGCCGUGACAGCAUGAGGUGGUGUGGUACCACCUACAACUAUGAUGCGGACCAACGUUUUGGAUUUUGCCCCAUGGCUGCCCAUGAGGAGGUAUGUACCACCAAUGAUGGAGUAAUGCACCGCGUUGGAGACAAAUGGGACAAACGUCAUGAUGUCAUGGGUCACAUGAUGGAGUGCACUUGCCUGGGAAACGGCCGUGGGGAGUGGAACUGCGUUGCCCACUCAAAGCUGCGAGAUAACUGUAUUGUUGAUGGCUUGACCUAUGAAGUCAACCAGCAGUUCUCUAAGCGCCACAAUGAGGGACACAUAAUGAACUGCACCUGCUUUGGACAGGGACGUGGAUACUGGAAGUGUGAUCCUAUAGAUCAGUGUAGGGACCCACAAAACAAUGCAAUCUAUCAGAUUGGAGAGCAGUGGGACAAAGUAAUCAAUAGCUACCACUACAGAUGCACUUGCAAUGGCAAUGGAAGAAGAGAAAUGGGAUGUGAACCACUGCAGACUUACCCAGGCGGCUCCAGGCCCGUCCAGGUGCUUUUAACAGAAGCAGGAAACAAGCCAGACUCCCACCCCAUUCAGUGGAACGCUCCACCAUCUGCUCAUGUUUCCAAGUACAUCCUCAAAUGGAGACUUAAAAACAGCCACAGUGCAUGGAAGGAGGUCACCAUGCCUGGCCACCUUACCUCCUACACCAUCAGUGGGUUGCGUCCAGGUGUGACCUACGAGGGUCAGCUGAUCAGCAUUAUGCACUAUGGACCACGUGAGAUCACGCGCUUUGAUUUCACAACCUCCUAUGGCUCCUUGCAGACAUGGGAGGGAGAAACCACCCCACCUCUGCCAGUGGUGGACAUGUCUGAGUCAGUAACAGAGAUCACCUCAAACAGCUUUGUGGUGUCAUGGACCUCGGCUUCUUCUACCAUCUCCGGCUUCAGGUUGGAGUAUGAGCUCAUCGAGGAGGGGGCUAAACCAAAGUACUUGGAUGUUCCUCUCACCACCACGUCUGUCACCAUCACCGAUCUUCAGCCUGGCCGCAGAUAUAACGUCAGUGUGUAUGAGAUGCCCGAGGGAGACGGACAGCCAAACCUCAUCCUGACCACCUCACAGACUACUGCUCCUGAUACACCCACACUGCAUCCUGUGGAUGAGGUCACAGAAACCUCCAUCCGCAUCAGCUGGAGCAGACCUCAGGCUCCUAUUACUGGUUACCGCCUGGUUUACACACCAUCAGAGGAAGGCAGCAGCACCGAGCUCAUCCUUCCUGACACAGAGACUUCAGUGACGCUGGUGGACCUUAGUCCUGGACUCCUCUACAACAUCAGCAUCUAUGCUGUGGAGGACAACCUGGAGAGUGAGCCUGUUUCUGUGCGAGUCAAUACUGCUGGAUCCCCAAGACGAGAACAGGUCUCAGCUCCAACCGACCUGCAGUUCUACGAGGUUUCAGAUACCAGGAUCAGCAUUACCUGGGCAGGUCCACCCACCGAGGUUACCAGUUACAGGGUGGUCUUCUCACCAAUGGGCCAGGAUGGCACCGAGCUGCGGCCCCUUCACCUGCCCGGCUCCCCCAACGCAUACGCCGAAAUCACCCACCUGCAGCCCGGCACACUCUACCGCUUCUACAUCUACGCCAUCAGAGGCGACGCUGAGAGCCAGCCACUUGUGGGAGAAAAAUCUACCAAACCUGACGCACCCACAAACGUACAUUUCACUGACAUUGGACAUGACAGCGCUGUGGUCGUCUGGGAGGCACCGCGUGCCGUUGUUACUGGUUUCCGCCUCCUCCUGAGCAUUGAGGGCUCCAACCCUGUCGAGAGGAGGAUCCCCGGAGUGGUCUCACAGUUCCCUCUAAAGAAUUUGCGCCCAGACACACAGUACACAGCAGAGCUGUACUCUGUGCAGAAUAAUGUGCCGAGCGAGGGCAUCACUACAUAUUUUACUACUGCUCCUCGGAUGGGAAACGCUCCUCCUUUCAGCACAGAGAUCACAGACACCUCCAUCAUUAUUACCUGGAUACCUGUCCGCAGAUUCAGCUACAAGCUUUCUGUGCUCCCCAGUGAGGAAGGCGAGUCUCCUAGAGAGGAGACCUCUGACUCUGGGCGUAUUGACAUUGGUGGUCUGAUCCCAGGAACUCAGUACACCUACAGCAUUCAGCCCAUUUUCAACGGCCGCAACCGUGGAAACCCCAUCACCCGCAACGUUGUAACCAGUUUGUCUCCUCCCACUGACCUCAGAGUGGUGUCCAACCCCCACACAGGAGAUCUAACCGUCUACUGGGUAGCCUCCAGAACACCAGGGAUCUCUGGCUACAGAGUAACAAGCACGCCAACCAGUGGCCACAGAGGGAAGUUUUUAGAGGAGUUUGUUGCAUCGAAUCAGAACACGUGCCUUCUAGAGAACCUCAAUCUGGGUGUGGAGUACAACAUCAGCGUGUUCACUCUCAAGGGCGAAGUGGAGAGCGUACCAGUGUCCACUGUGAUCACCCCAGAAAUCCCCACCCCAACUCACAUUGACUUUGUCGAUAUUACUGACACCACCAUUGGCCUGCGCUGGAUCCCUCUAAACUUUACCGCCAUCACUGCUUACCGAAUAACGGUAGUAACCUUAGGCGAGAGCGUGCCCAUCUUCCAAGAUAUGGUGGAGGCGUCUGCCGGUUACUACGUGAUUCAAGGCUUGGAGCCCGGCGUGGACUAUCACAUCAGUAUCGUCACUGUUACAGAGGAGGGAGAGAGCAAGUCGACCACAUACACAAAGCAAACACAAGCUGCUGUGCCAGCUCCAACUAACUUACAGUUUGGAGGUGUGGGUCCAGACCACAUCCGAGUGACGUGGGCCAUCCCCAACAUAGCCACUCCGAGUGAAAUAUCUCGUUUCGUAAUUCGCUACCACCCCGUGAACCUGGACGAUGACAUCAAGGAAGUCAAUGUUGGUGGUGCCACUAAUACCUUCCUGUUGCAGAACCUGCAGCCUAACACAGAGUAUCGUAUCAGUGUUGUCUGCGUCUACGGUGAACGAGAGAGUGAACCAGCUACAGGGACUCUGAGAACAACUCUGGACUCACCGACUGACCUGCAGUUCACCAACAUUCGGACCAACUCCUUCACUGCUCACUGGCAGGCUCCACUGUCCCACUUCACCGGUUAUCGAAUCCGCUACCAGAAGACAAGUGGUGGGCGAGCCAAGGACGAGAGGCUACCCCCAACCAGGAACCAUUACACUUUGACCGGACUGGAACCCGAGGCUGAGUACAUGAUAUAUGUGUACGCUGUCAGCAACAGUCUGGACAGUCAGCCUCUGACUGGAACGCAAGCCACCAUCUCCGAUGCACCCACUGAUCUUGAGGUAGCGUCAUCCACACUUAACAGCAUCACCAUCCGUUGGGACGCCCCCUCUGUUGAAGUAAAGAACUACAGGAUCACCUAUGGAAGCACAAGUGGUGAAUCUCCUCAGGAGUUCACAAUCCCAGGCAGCCAGACCUCUGCCACCAUCACUGGGCUGCAGCCAGGCACUGACUACAUCAUCACUGUUUAUUCUGUUACUGCACGAGGAGACAGCCCUGCCUCCAACAGACCUGUCUACAUAACACACAGAACUGAUACCGAGCCUCCCAUUGAUAUGAGGGUCACCGAUGUGACUGACAACGGCAUUAAAGUGCUCUGGUCUCCAGCUCAGAGUGCAGUCAAAGGCUACAGAGUCACAGUUGUCCCCAAGAAUGGUUUGGGACCUUCCUACUCUGAAGUAGUGGCUCCUCAUUUGACAGAAAGGAGUUUCACAGGUCUGAUGCCCACUAUUGAGUAUGUUGUGAGCGUUAAUGCCUUGGGCAGUAGUGGACAACCCUCUUCCCCUGUGGUAGAGAAUAUUGUCACUGCCAUGGACCAUCCCAAGGAUCUGAUCUUCUCUGACAUCGACUCCACCUCCAUGCGCAUCACGUGGGACAGCCCUGACGGCACUGUGACGUCUUACCGCGUCUUGUACUCCAGCUCCGAGGAGGGCGAGAGAGAACUACGCCCAGCCCCUCAAGGUGAUCAGGACAGCGCUGUGCUUAGAGGUCUUCGUCCCGGGACUGAGUAUACCGUGAAGGUCAUCGCCCUGAACAACCGGACUCCUAGCACACCAUUAGUGGGAACCCAAGCAACAGUAAUCCCUGCGCCGACUAACAUGGUGGUCUCAGAUGUCGGCCCGUCUGUCUUCACGAUUUCUUGGCGGGCUCCAAAUGCCGACUUGACAGGCUAUCGUGUGGUCGUCUCCACCAAGAACAUUAACAGCCCCCGCAAAGAAAUGAACGUUGCUCCAGAUACCACUCGUGUUGUUGUACCAGGGCUUAUGGUUGCAACGACAUAUCAGAUACAGGUCUACGCCUUGAAGAACUCUGUCACCAGCAGACCACUGGAAGGAGAGACAACCACACAGGAAGAGAUUAGUGCUCCUCGCCGUGUGCGCAUUUCUGAUGUGAAGGAUACCUCUUUAACUCUGUCCUGGCGCUCCAAGAUGGAGACAAUCACUGGUUUCCUCCUCGAAGCUACGCCUAUGAGUGGUUCUCAUGACACCAUCAGAAGGACCAUCCCAGAAGAUACAACCACCUACACUUUGAGCGGUCUGCAGCCUGGCACUUUGUACUCUAUUAACUUGUACACACUGAAUGGAAACACAAGGAGUGCUCCGUUUACUCUCAGGGCUGAAACAGUUAAACCUGUGGUCCAGGCUCCCACUGGCCUCUGGUUUACAGCUUUGACCCCCACCUCUAUCUCCUUCAACUGGCAGCCACCUCCCACACAAAUCACAGGAUACUACAUCACCUACGAGGAGACCGGAAGUGGCCCACGGGAACUCAACCCACAACCCCACGCUGGCCAAAACUACGCCACCAUAACUGGUCUGAGACCAGCCACAGAAUAUAUCAUCAAAAUCAUUGCCAUCAAGAACACAGAGGAGAGCCAGCCUCUUGUGGAAAAGAUUAGGACUCAGCAAGACUCCAUGCUUCCCCUGCCUCUGCCCCCAACAUACCGCCCCGGGGUUACUGACAAGCUGGAUGUGCCUGAAACUGACUUAGACAACCUAGUCCAGUUGGCAGGAGCCAACCAAGAUGUAGAUGGGGGUCAGAGCCAGCAUGUGGAGUACACAGAGUUUAACAACAAUGGAGGCAACCCACAGUCUCCCAGUGAGCAAGUCCGUGAGCCCCUGAUCUUUGUUCCCCUCCCUGAUGCAGAGGGCCGUAGACAGCCUGUUGUGAAGCUCAAAGUUCCCAUUGGAUCCUCACUUUUUCACGAGACAGGAGUUCCACAAGAAGCCCAGACUCAAACCAGUAUCUCCUGGAAGCCUUAUAGGCAGAGCAAUGCCUACCUGCUGUCCUGUAAUCCCCUCACAAACAGAAAUGAGAAAAUGUUCCAGGCCCGGCUGCCGGGCACAGCCACCACUGCUACCCUGAUAGGACUCACCCCAGGAGCAAACUAUAAUGUGAUUGUGGAGGCACUGUUAGGAGCACUCAAACACAAGAUUCUGGAGCAGGUCGUCACAGCUGGAAACACAAUACCGAGUGGAGUUCCCACCACCAAAGACCCAUGUUACGAUGCCUUCACUGCCACCUACCAUGAUAUCGGUGAUGAAUGGGAGCGCAUGUCCGAGACAGGUUUCAAGCUGUGGUGCCGGUGCCUGGGUGGCGGCCACUUCAGAUGUGAUUCAUCCAAAUGGUGUCAUGACAACGGCGUCAAUUAUCGCAAUGGAGAGCAGUGGGAUCGCCGCGCUGAGAAUGGACACUUGAUGAGCUGCACUUGCUUGGGAAAAGGCAAAGGAGAAUUUAAGUGUGAACCACAUGCGUCAGUGUGUUAUGAUGCUGGCAAAACCUACCAGGUGGGCAGCGAGUGGCAGAAGGAGUACUUGGGCAAAAUCUGUACCUGCACUUGCUAUGGAGGACAACAGGGAUGGCAGUGUCAGAACUGCCACACACCAGGUGCUGAUGCUGAUACCAGCCUGUUGCAGUCUGUGAGAUAUGGAGAAAACACGCUUCGAAAAAAUAUCCAUUGCCCCAUUGAGUGCCUCCGACCUGAACUGCUAGCGGAUGGAAUUGCUCCUCAAAAUUCUCAGAAAUAAAUGCUCGUUGGGUCGCAUGACUCCUGCUUUCGCUCCGUCACCGCCUCAGUUGCUGCACUGUCUUACCUUCUAGAAGCCAUGGUAUUAGUGUGACUGCAUUAUCACUUUUUCUGUUACGUUCAUGUAGUUUACUGCCCUGCUGUCUGAUCAGUCCAGAUCUUUCUCAAGCCAGUCAGUUCAGUGUUAAAAACACCUGCCUAAUGCAUUCUUCACCAUACUUGGAUUAGACUUUGAAGUGAAGGUACUCAAGACCAAUUACAGGUAAAUGUAUAUAAGGUUAUAAAGGCUACCUGUCCAACUGGCAUUUGUUUUCUGUGGACAUUUCUUAAAUCUGUUCCUUAUAAAACAUCAGAAAAAAAAGCACAGUGUUCAAGAAUGCCAAGUGAUUAAUGUUUAAUUUCCCAUGAGCAUCUUGUCAGCCUGUUCUGUAGCCCUUCUUUUUAAGGCUGAAAGCUUGCACUGUGUGAGAUUGACAAACGCUAUCUGCCUUUUUUCCAGUUCAUCCCUUUAAUGGCAAUUUUCGAAUGUUUAAACUAGGAUGCGAGAAUGUGAACUGUUCUAUUUUUGUACUUUGUCGGUGCCAAUGUUGUUUCGGUCUUUGACAAAAGUCCCUUAUUUUAAUAAAGCUGGAGAGAUUCUAAAUUGUGAA